AUGAAAGAAGAAAGAGAAAAAGUGGCAGUUUCAAAACAAGAUGUUCAAGAGGUAUACACUUCACAACAGAAUAUUCUAAACUAUCGAAAGAAGCUAGAGAAGAGACUAGAAGAUUUGAAAUAUAAUUUAGAACUACAUGAAUCUCCUGCCUACAGAUUAUCCAGUAUCACUACUGAUGAAGGUAAUAAUGACCCCAAUGUUGGAAGAAUAGUAGGUGAGGUAGACGAUGCUUCUUCUUCUUCCUCUUCGACUACAGUUCACAAAGAUGAAAGAAUACAAGAGAUCGUAGAGGAGAUGGAAUCCACCAGAGAUUCCAUUGCCAGGUUGAUAAGAGAACAGGAUCUUGAGUAUGAAGAGUUUCUCAAGAUGGAUGUGCAGCGUGAGAAGGAGAGACAGUUGAAGAAGCAAGCGGAACUCGAUCGUAUCGCCCAGAAGAAACAGAGAGCACAAUGGCUGAGAGACAAUCUGAAAGCAGAGCCAUCUACAGAUGAGAAAAACAACAACAACUUUGCAAUAACCAACAUCUUGAUACGUUUGCCAAGUGGCGCUGCAUUGAAGCGAAGAUUUAGAACGUCGGACGUCAUUCAAGAUAUCUUGGAUUUCAUUGAUUCACAGCAGCUCAUAGACAAAGACUAUUACAUUGUUACCAAUCAUCCUAAGCAAUCUUAUAAUCAACCAACAAUGACUUUGAAUGAUGCUCAACUCUAUCCAUCAAUUACAUUAUAUGUAAUGGAGCAAUAA
Heterostelium album PN500 is the source of this 741-nucleotide messenger RNA. Its product is annotated as UAS domain-containing protein. Gene Ontology annotation, molecular function: ubiquitin binding. Gene Ontology annotation, cellular component: endoplasmic reticulum. The coding region runs from base 1 to 741 and encodes 246 amino acids. The transcript has a single exon. The record is from RefSeq and is a predicted model, not a curated record. Lineage: Eukaryota; Evosea; Eumycetozoa; Acytosteliales; Acytosteliaceae.